This is a messenger RNA of Myotis davidii, 1980 nucleotides long. It is a transcript of the gene ADCYAP1R1, whose product is annotated as adenylate cyclase activating polypeptide 1 (pituitary) receptor type I. Gene Ontology annotation, cellular component: plasma membrane; neuron projection. Gene Ontology annotation, biological process: adenylate cyclase-modulating G protein-coupled receptor signaling pathway; cell surface receptor signaling pathway. The record is from RefSeq and is a predicted model, not a curated record. NCBI's taxonomy places the organism in Eukaryota, Metazoa, Chordata, Mammalia, Chiroptera, Vespertilionidae. Bases 161 to 1735 code for a protein of 524 amino acids. Gene Ontology annotation, molecular function: peptide hormone binding; G protein-coupled peptide receptor activity; vasoactive intestinal polypeptide receptor activity. The transcript is spliced from 18 exons.
GGCCAGAGAGACCUAUAAGGACCAUAGGACCCGCCUUUCUACUCCCAAGGCACAAGGACGCGCUGUGUGAAUUGGGAAGGCACCUUGGGGCUGACCAGCGGCUGCUCUGAGUGGGAGGUGAGCGGUGCUAGCCUGAGCCUCCUUGUGAUUGAGAAGCGCCAUGGCGAGCAUCGUAUGGGCCUCCCUGGCUGCUCUCCUGCUGCUGCCUCUGGUGGCCGCCAUGCACUCCGACUGCAUGUUCAAGCAGGAGCAGGCCCUGUGCCUGGAGAAGAUCCGGAAGGCCAACGAGCUGAUGGGCUUGAACGCCUCCUCCCAUGGCUGCCCUGGGAUGUGGGACAACAUCACGUGCUGGAAGCCCGCCCGCGUGGGUGAGAUAGUCCUGGUCAGCUGCCCCAAGUUCUUCCAGAUCUUCGAUCCAGACCAAGUCUGGGAGACAGAAACCAUCGGAGAGCUUGGUUUUGAAGACAUUAAGUCCUUGGACCUCUCAGGCAUGAGGGUGGUGAGCCGGAACUGCACGAAGGACGGCUGGUCUGAGACCUUCCCUCACUAUUUAGAUGCUUGUGGGUUUGAUGAAUAUAAUGAAUCUGAGUCUGGGGACCAGAAUUACUACUACAUGUCGGUGAAGGCCCUGUACACAGUUGGCUACAGCACGUCCCUCGUCUCCCUCACCACGGCCAUGGUCAUCUUGUGUCGCUUCCGGAAGCUGCAUUGCACCCGCAACUUCAUCCACAUGAACCUGUUUGCGUCCUUCAUGCUGAGGGCCAUCUCUGUCUUCAUCAAGGACUGGAUCCUGUAUGAGGAGCAGGACAACAACCACUGCUUCAUCUCCACCGUGGAGUGCAAGGCCAUAAUGGUUUUCUUCCACUACUGCGUCGUGUCCAACUACUUCUGGCUGUUCAUCGAGGGCCUGUACCUCUUCACCCUGCUGGUGGAGACCUUCUUCCCCGAGAGGAGAUACUUCUACUGGUACACCAUGGUUGGCUGGGGGUCCCCAACCAUCUGUGUGUCCAUAUGGGCUGCGCUGAGGCUCUACUUUGACAACACAGGCUGCUGGGAUAUGAAUGACAGCACUCCUCUGUGGUGGGUGAUCAAAGGCCCCGUGGUUGGUUCCAUAAUGGUGAACUUCGGGCUCUUCGUGGGCAUCAUCUUCAUCCUCGUGCAGAAACUUCAGUCUCCGGACAUGGGAGGCAACGAGUCCAGCAUCUACUUAACAAAUAUAAGCCUGGGAGUCCCCAAGAAAGCCCGAGAGGACCCCCUGCCUGUGCCCUCAGACCAGCAUUCACCCCCUUUCCUCUGCGUGCAGAAAUGCUACUGCAGGCCAGAGCGGGCUCAGCAGCACUCUUGCAAGAUGUCAGAACUGUCCACCAUUACUCUGCGGCUGGCGCGGUCCACCCUGCUGCUUAUCCCGCUGUUUGGGAUCCACUACACGAUCUUCGCCUUCUCCCCCGAGUAUGUCAGCAAGAGGGAGAGGCUGGUGUUCGAGCUGGGCCUGGGCUCCUUCCAGGGCUUCGUGGUGGCUGUUCUCUACUGCUUUCUGAACGGGGAGGUGCAGGCGGAGAUCAAGCGUAAGUGGCGGAGCUGGAAGGUGAACCGCUACUUCGCCGUGGACUUCAAGCACCGGCACCCAUCCCUGGCCAGCAGUGGGGUGAAUGGGGGCACCCAGCUCUCCAUCCUGAGCAAGAGCAGCUCCCAGAUCCGCAUGUCCGGCCUCCCGGCCGACAACCUGGCCACUUGAGCCCCCUCCGCCCUCCUCUCCUCCACGCCAGGCUGGGCUGCCAGCGGGCGCCGGCCACGCAUGUUGCCUCUUUUCUCCCUUUGGGCAGGCCCUGGGCCAGAAGCCAGGCUCUCUGAGGGGGGAGGAGGAUGCAGGUGCAGAGGGUAUUUCGCCCCCCUUCCAAUUUGGCGCUGGCCCCACCCACCAUGGACCCCUGGGCCCCGACCCCAGACGUGUAAAUACUCAUCAGAUGUGGGAAAGUUGUA